AUCAGACUGUUUCCGGGCAGUCCCUGAAGUUUGUUUUUGCGCAUGCGCGUGGUCGUGCUCCUAGACUUUUACCGAAACAGAAAACGGUAUGAACGCGCUGCUGCUGCGGUUCGGUCCGAGGCGGCUCUGCGCUCUCAGAGGUUUUCAUGUGGGAGCACCGUCUGCGACCUUUGACCUGAGGAGGGUUGAACUGACACCUCUGGAACAGAGGAAGCUGACCUUUGACUCCCAUGGCCUGGUGACGGAGCUGAAGAACAGUGGUUUUGAGAAGGAACAGGCAGAACUGAUCGUCUCAGCUCUGGUCAUGUUGACCACUUCCAACAUGGACAUUGUCUACAAGGACAUGGUGACCAAGUCUCACCAGGAGAUCGCGGUGCAGCAGAUCAUGACCCACUUGGACUCCAUCAGGAAGGACAUGGUGAUCCUGGAGAAGAGCGAGUUCGCCAACCUGCGGUCCGAGAACACGAAGAUGAAACGGGAGCUGGAGCAGUUUCAGAACCAACUCCAGGAGGAAAGUCAGAAAGUCCGAGCAGAAACCAAACUGGACAUCAACCUGGAGAGGAGCCGAAUCUCUGACAUGUUCACUGAGCAGGAGAGGAAGCUGAUGGAGGCCUCCUCAGAGUUCCACCACAAGAAAGCCGACCUGGAAAAUGACAACAUGGAGAUCAACAAGAAGAUCGACCUACAGGUGGCGUCACUCAAAACCGUGCUGGAAUCGCUGAAGCUGGAGACCAUCCGAUACCUGGCAGCGACCGUGUUCUCCUGCCUCGCCAUUGCUCUGGGAGUGUACCGGCUGUGGAGAUGAUGGGUGUGGGUCUACAUCAGAACCGGGCUUCAGAAUUCACUUUAAUAAAACUGAAAAUGAUUCAGCAGGUUCUGAUGGGCCAGUAAGACUGGUGCUGGUUCCAUCAGGUGGGCCCCUUAAGAUGACAAAUGGUUCUGGUCCAUCUGAAUCAGAUCAUUAUUCCUGAAAGUUUGGACCGCCCAGAGCCUUGCUGAGACGGCAGAACCACUCAUGCCGAGUUAACCUUUCAUCCUUUACCGCUGCAGAGACGUUGGUCUCCGGAUAUUAAAUCAGUCGUGAAGAACCCGAAACGGGUUCUGGGAAGGGUGCAGCUUCUAGUUUCAGAAUGUAAACCACAGUAAGCCUGAAAAUAAACAUUUAACUGGCACAGC
Molecule: messenger RNA, 1176 nt
Organism: Nothobranchius furzeri (turquoise killifish)
Lineage: Eukaryota; Metazoa; Chordata; Actinopteri; Cyprinodontiformes; Nothobranchiidae
Gene: ccdc90b
Product: coiled-coil domain containing 90B
Cellular component (GO): mitochondrion
Source: RefSeq, a predicted model, not a curated record